GAAGAAGAAACAACCUUUUGCAUGCAAUUUUUCUUUUUCUUUUGGCGUUCUGGAUUGCAGAUUUGCAGGGCUGCCGCGCAAACUGGAGAACUAGGCAGCCGAGAAUUUAAAAAAUGGAGGAACAAGACCUGUCGGUACCCAAAGAACUGGGGGAGAGCUUGACGGAGGUAGGAAGAGGCCAUGACGCUGCCCAAGGGGAGCCCCUCACAAAGUCUGUGACUAAGGCAACUCCACGGCACGUUAAACAGGAACUCGAGGAGGGGCUGCAACAGGGCUGGGGAGCCCAGUGGUCGGAGUUCCUGAGCACACCGCAGUCCCCUCCUUCCAGAUGGGAAAACGUACCGCCCCAGUCAGGGCCCAGUGUGAAAGAAUCCCCAGCCUCCGUGAAAGGAGCAGCUGAGGCCGCUGGCCGCUGGCCUAGAAGAGAGUACGCAACCCAGACGGCGCCAGGCCCCUGUGACAAAGCCCACGAGGCCUACCGAAGCCUGGACCUCUCUGUGGAAGUGAAGGAAGAGGUUCCGGAGGAGGGCGCCCUCGACUCGGAGAGCCGGCGCCAGGGCUUCCGGCAGUUCUGCUACCAGGAGGCCCAGGGUCCCCGGGAGGCCUUCAACCAGCUCUGGGCGCUUUGCCGUCGGUGGCUGAAGCCAGAGAGACGCACCAAGGAGCAGAUCCUGGAGCUGGUGACCCUGGAGCAGUUCCUGAGCGUCCUGCCUUUAGCCAUGCAGAGCUGGGUCCGGGAGCGCGGCCCAGAGACCUGUUCCGAGGCGGUGGCCCUGGCGGAGGACUUCUCGAUGAGACGGCCCGAGGCUGAGGGACGCCGGCCAAGCCCUCCUCCUCCUCCCCAGAGAGCCAGAGAAAAGGACGGCGGCAGGCUGGCUUGGAACAUGCCGGUGCCUUUGGAAGAUGUGGCUGCUAAUUCCCCCACGACGGAGCAAGAUCCGUCGGAAAGCACAGUGAAGCUGCAGUUCACCACCGAUGCCAAGAAAGUAGGCGAGAGGGAGGCCAUUUUGCCGGGGGGUGAUCAAAUGAGGGCAAAAGAAGGAAAUAUUCAGCUGGAAAGACCCCAGACAGCGGAACUCAAUGAGACGUCAUUGGGAAGAGCCCAAGGAAACCCCUUCUCGUUUCAUGGUGAGGAAGGGGUGAUGCCUCAGAAUCAGCCAGAUGCACAAAGUCUUCAAGAAAACCAUUCUGGGAAGGAAACAGAAAAGGCCCUGAUUUGUGAAGAAGGCACCGGAAAUACGGUGAACGAAGAGAUCCUUCGGUGUAAGACCAAAAAGGCGUGUACCGAGUGUGGAAACCUUUGUGAGGUCUUCGAACUCCCCGCGAGUCAGAAAACGCAAACGGAAGAGGAGUUUUACAUAUGCCCUCGUUGUGGGAAGACCUUCAAGAACGGGGCGUCCCUUGCACUGCGCCAGGGGGCUUUGGCUGGAGCAAAACCUUAUCCGUGCUCUGAGUGCAGCAAAAGCUUUGGCACCAAGGCUUCCCUCCUGAAGCACAAGGGGACCCACACGGGCGAGAAACCCUACGUGUGCUCCGAGUGCGGGAAGUGCUUCACGACCAGCUCCAACCUGAUCUACCACAACAUCGUGCACACAGGAGAGAAGCCGCACAAGUGCUCGGACUGCGGCAAAAGCUUCCACUGGAAAUCCUCCCUGAUCACGCACGAGCGGACCCACACGGGCGAGAAGCCGUACGAGUGCCCCGAGUGCGGGAAGAGCUUUGGCAACAGCUCCCAGCUCCUGCGACACAGAAGGGUCCACACCGGCGAGAAGCCGUACCACUGUUCGGAGUGCGGCCGGAGCUUCAACCAGAUCGCUUCUCUCAUUGCACACAAGAGAAUCCACACGGGGGAGAAACCCUACGAAUGCUCCGAGUGCGGGAAAGGUUUCGGCACCCGCACGAACUUGAUGAUGCACAAGAGGGUUCACACAGGAGAGCGGCCAUACAAGUGCUCCUACUGCGGGCAGAGCUUCAGCCAGCGGACACAUCUGAUCAUCCACGAGAGGACCCACACGGGAGAGAAGCCCUAUACAUGCCCCGAGUGCGGGAAAAGCUUCAACGCCAAGGCGCCCCUCAUCACGCACCGGAGGACCCACACGGGAGAGAACCUUUACCAGUGCUUCCAGUGCGGGAAGAGCUUCAGCACCAGCUCUAAUCUCCUCAACCACAACAUCAUCCACACAGGAGAGAAGCCGCACAAAUGCGCGGACUGCGGCAAGUGCUUCAAUCGGAAGUCGUCCCUCAUUACCCACCAGAGAACCCACACGGGGGAGAAGCCAUACGCCUGCUUCGAGUGCGGGAAGCGUUUCAUUUCUAGCUCGGACCUGACGAAGCAUAAAAAAGUCCACCGGGGGAAACGUUCAGGCUGCACCGAGAGCAUCGUGUAUAGCCCGGCGCUCGCAGAACCAGAAAGCAUUCAGCCGGGAGGGCAGCCAUGUUAGAGCCAAACUAAGAGGUCAUGUUGGUGGGCCCAGCUCUUUAAAUAGUUCAUAUAUACCCCAGUUCAUAUAUACCCUAUGAAUUAUGGGAGUCACAGUCCAACACAACUGACAGACAGCAGGCUGGGGAAGGGGGAUAGAUAAAGUCAGAGCUGGAGGCUCCAAUUUUAAGAGCAAAAGGGGAGUCCAGGUGGGUGUUUCUUAAUCUUCUCUCCUGCCCGUGCCUUACCUCUCCACCGUCUGUUCCCCCCCCCCCCCCCGGCAUCUUUUUUCCCUUACUUGUGCUUCUGUACUGGGAAAUGGGCUCAUCUGGUGGGAGAAAAGAGCCUGGGGACGCAGGCUGUGGGAAGAUUAGUCAUAAGCAGGGGAACUGUUUAAGAGCCUAAGGGGCAUGUGAGCAGAAGAUUGUAAACCAGGGCUGCACAUUUUGGCCCUGAGGCUGCAUUGGGAGCCUGCUGGGGAGGCUGCAUAGGUGGUCGCACACACACACACAGAGCGCUCAAUUCACCUCAGCAGCAGCGGAUCUUGGUUUUGCAGCAGUGGCAUCUGUUCCAUGUUGCAGUUUCAGGGCAUUGACGUGCCGCCCCCCCCCUCCCAACCUGGUCACCAAAAGAAUUAAAAGCUCUCAGAACAGGCUCUAUGGUGCCUGUCAUAGAAGCCUUGUUCCUAGAGCAUCCUCAGAAGCAGGAACGUUCAAACACGGCUGCCUAUGGAACUCCAGGGACAUUUGAGGAACGAGUUUGCUAUGGCAGGAACCACAGAGUCUGUUCCUAGAGUGUUUGUUUUUAACCGGCUUUUUUCAGCCGUGGCCGAUUCUGGGAGUUAUGGGGUUGCCAGACAAGCCCUGCGGCCCCCACUUUUCACACCCAUGUUCUAAACCCUCCCCACCAUCUGUUGUCCCUCCUCCCCGGCGUUUUCUCCCUCAGUCAUUUUCUGAUACCGCAAGUGAGAGAGAAAAAGACCUGGGGAAACCAGUGAGGUAAAUCAAAAGGGUUUGCAACAACAUUCUCCAACUUGCCAUCCUCCAGAUAUUGUGAGCUUUAACUCCAUCAGCCCCAGCCAGUACACCACUGGUGAGGAAGGAUGGGAGUUGUAGUCCAAAACAUCCGGGGAGCGACUGAUUGGGGAACUCUAGUGCCCUCCCGAUUUACAACCUAGAAGUCUUGUUUAUGACCAUCUGCCUCUCCUCCUCUGAAGGUUGGAUCGCUAACAAUAAACAUGCCCUCCUGCUUUAUAUAUGAUGUCGACAUUUCUGAUUUGGGCCUUGGCGAUUUUUAAAAAUUCCUUAACGAAUAAUUUUCAUUUGCGUUGGAAAAGGCGCAUAUGACUGAAGCCAUAUAAGGAAGCUCACAAGUAUAGAAAAGUUGUGGCGUGAAAGUGUAAGAAAUGGAGAUGAGUGUUUUAGAACUUUUCCCAGAAUCCUCUUCAACACAGUGGUUCUUCAGAGAACAAGUUGAUGCAGAAUAGGGGCUCCUCAAGUCUUAAAAGGAACAGCUUCUGCUGGAACUUGCAAACAUACUGCAUUCAUUCAGGAACACCAAGCUGGACUGGAAUUUUGAAAAUUUUCUCUGGGCCAAAAAAAAUGUCAGGGUGAUGGCGAAGUUGCUGAUUAUUCAUGUUUUGGAAAUGCACUCCGAAAUACCUUGAACAGGCCUGAACACACCUUGAUAACUUUUGCCAUGCUACUCAUAGUGAAUCCGGUGAUAUUUCCAUAUUUUAAUGAUGUGCUAAAAGAAAGGAAGGGGAAUUAUGAGCCCAGAGAUCAGGCAUUUGGAAAUUUGAGGCUGGCACUAGUAUGAUCUAAAAUACCUAUUCACGGAUGGUGCCUGAAAAAACAUUGUUAGGAGCUUCAAACCUAACUUAGCACGAAUGUUUUUUCCACCUGCAGGAUGAAUUUUAUGCAGGCAGUGAAAAAAGACACCCACGCUUUCUUCCACUGUAGCAGAGUGGGGAAUUUCAAAAUUAGUCAUGUUUUUAAUAUAGCUAUUUGAUACAUGUAUUUCUUUCUGACCAAGAUAAGCUGCUCAGAGCUAGGAGGUUGAGAUUAGGUAGAAGGGCCAUGUAUAUGUAUUAAUGGUAGAUUUUAAGUCAAGCCUUUUGCUUUUCCCCUUAUGAAAACUGAGUUUUUCAACAUGUCCUGUUCCAUAUACUGUCUGUGUGCUAUUGGCCAGUUACUAUUACGUGUGUGCCUGCUUUAUGGCUCUUUGCACAUUUGGAAUACAUUUAAUGUUGGUGCUCCCUCUUUUUCUUUUAAGCCAUAUUGGUAUUAUUUCCACCUUUCCUCAUUGCUCUUUUUAUAGCCUGCCCAUUAUUAUGUCACUUGAAGUCUUGUGAAUGCAACUUAGGUUUUGUGAUGUGCUUAUUAAACAAUGUGUUGUG
Molecule: messenger RNA, 4817 nt
Organism: Elgaria multicarinata webbii
Lineage: Eukaryota; Metazoa; Chordata; Lepidosauria; Squamata; Anguidae
Product: zinc finger protein OZF-like
Exons: 4
Coding region: 114-2441 (775 amino acids)
Biological process (GO): regulation of transcription by RNA polymerase II
Cellular component (GO): nucleus
Molecular function (GO): RNA polymerase II cis-regulatory region sequence-specific DNA binding; DNA-binding transcription factor activity, RNA polymerase II-specific
Source: RefSeq, a predicted model, not a curated record